AAUGGGUUGAUCCAGACGCCUUCCAACUUUCGACCAGAACACAAGUAGUUCAUUACGUUGAAAUAAAAUGACCACAAUUAUCGCAUUGAUACCUUUCUUCUUCACGCUUGCUUCCAGUCAAGCAUCAUGGCCAGAUGGCAGGUAUUGCCUACCAAUGCCUUCAAACAAGCAAUGUCCAUCAGGAUGGUCAAAAGGCUACAGAAGACACGACAUGGAAGAUCACGAUGACCAUAAAUAUUGUGAUGUAAAACGCCAUGGAUGGGUUCCGUACAACUAUGACUUAUGCAGAAAUCUUGGCUGGGGAUUUUGCUGCAAAACUCGAGAGAAUUCUCCUCGCACAGAAAAACAGUGGCCUUCCGGAUCAUAUUGCAUUUUCAGAUAUGGUGGUUCGUGUCCUAAAAAUUUUGCUUCAGGAUAUAUUUUCUGGGAUGACGAAGAUCGGCGAAAUAACAACGGUCGCAGUGGGGUUCUUCCAGAUGGGGAUUACGGUCGAAACACCAAGAUAUACUUUUGCUGUCGUGAUGUGCAAGGGCUCUGGACAUCAAAACGGCUGUCAGGUCUACCCAAAUGCUCUGAAAUGAUUCUAAUGCGAUACAAAGGAAGAUGUCCCGGAGCUCAACGCGGUUAUCUUGGACCUCAUACUGGAUACUUGCAGUGGGACACUGAAGACAGUCGGAACGUAGACGCACGUGUUGGGGUAUUUCCCGACGGUAGAAAAACGUUUGGAAGUGGGAUAAAAAUCGAAUUUUGUUCCUACACAUCGUAUGAUACUUGUUAAUCGUCGUAACCGCACGUUGAUAUAAAUUUACCAUUAGUUGUUUAAUUAAAAACAGUGGACGUUAGCUUAAAAUGUAAGUGUUGAAUAAUAUCAAUCGUUGCUUCCUGUACAUGUGGUUUCCAUAAAUAAAAUUAC
This is a messenger RNA of Dendronephthya gigantea, 913 nucleotides long. RefSeq lists its product as uncharacterized. Lineage: Eukaryota; Metazoa; Cnidaria; Anthozoa; Malacalcyonacea; Nephtheidae. Bases 68 to 778 code for a protein of 236 amino acids. The record is from RefSeq and is a predicted model, not a curated record. Gene Ontology annotation, molecular function: wide pore channel activity. Gene Ontology annotation, cellular component: membrane. The transcript is spliced from 2 exons.